Messenger RNA from Durusdinium trenchii, 531 nucleotides. NCBI's taxonomy places the organism in Eukaryota, Dinophyceae, Suessiales, Symbiodiniaceae. The record is from the annotation of a GenBank genome assembly.
AUGGACUUCGGGAUGCAACCGGACUUCCUUGCUCUGUGGAAGCAGGAGAAGACUCAACUGGCUCUGGGGCACAGCCUUUGGCCCGUCACAGGCAAGCGCAAGGCGGAGGACUGGACGGCAGAGACCUGGAAGAAGAGGAGGCACGAGAAGGUCGAGAGCUUCCCAAAAGAUGCCAGGUUCAGCACGCACGACGAGGUAGCACUGCUUGAAGUCUUUGGCGCCCGCUGUGCGGAUUUACCCACCCUCCUGGCCAGCGUGGGCUGGGCGGCGGUCUCUCGAUGGCGGUCAGGGCGGGGGAGAAAAGAAGACUCAGGUGGUGGGGCCAGAAUCGGCGACCACCCCGAUCGUCCGAGGUCCAAAUCUGUUGAGCCCUCUUCUUCAUGGGGCACAGGUCCAUUCAGCUCUGAUGGCGAUACUUCUGGCCGUCCUUUGCUUUUCGGAGUCCAUCAUUGCAGCAAUGAUUUGCUCCAGCCUCCUCGCAAUGCUUGCCAUGGUCUCUGUGGCGAGCCAAGUGCUGUCCAUUUCUUAUGA